AUGCCUGGAGUGUGGGAGAAACUGGUCAGAGAAGGAAACCUUACUUCACAUCAAAGAAUUCACACAGGAGAGAAACCAUAUGUAUGCCAGGAGUGUGGAAAAGCCUUCAGUCACAGAACAGGUCUUACUUCACAUCAGAGAAUUCACACAGGGGAGAAACCAUACAAAUGCCCGGAGUGUGGGAAAGGCUUCAGUCACAGCGGAGAUCUUACUAAACACCAGAGGAUUCACACGGGCGAGAAACCAUAUGUAUGCCUGGAGUGUGGAAAAGCCUUCAGUCGGAGCACAAGACUUAAUUCACAUCAGAGAAUUCACACAGGGGAGAAACCAUAUAAAUGCCUGGAGUGUGGAAAAGCCUUCAGUCACAGAACAGGUCUUACUUCACAUCAGAGAAUUCACACAGCGGAAAAACCAUAUAAAUGCCUAGAGUGUGGAAAAGCCUUCAGUCAGAGAGCAAAUCUUACUUCCCAUCAAACAAUUCACUUUGGCGAAACCAUACAAAUGCCUGGAGUGUGGGAAAGCCUCAUAGUCACAGCACAAAACACUCAUAGUCACAGCACAACUCUUACGUCACAUCAGAGAAUUCACAAAGGGGAGAAAUCAUACAGAUGCCUGGUGUGUGGAAAAGCCUUCAGUCAGAGUGGAAAUCUUAUUUCCCAUCAAAUAAUUCAUAACAGGGCAGAAACCAUAUAAAUGGCUGGAGUGUGGAUAAACCUUCAGUCAGAGAGUAAGUUUUACUUCCCAUCAAAGAAUUCACACAGGAGAAAUACCAUACAAAUGUCUGAAGCGUGGAAAAAGUUUCUGCUGGAUUUCACACCUUGCUUAUCAUCAAAGAAAUCACAUAGGAGAAAUCACAGUAAAUACAGCUAACCAGUCUCCAUUCUCUGUUUCACUGAAUAGAAGAUUGGGAGAAGAAAAUUAUCCAUAUGCUGGAAAUGGACAGAUAACUUGGAAGUUGAAAAGAAACUAUGCUAAAUUUAAGAAAACAUAAUUCUAUAUUCGACAAGUUAAAUUCUAAUACCAAUAAAGAAGACACUCCAUACGUUUAAAAUGGAAAAAUAAAAAUAUAAUCAAUCUCACCCUCAUAUUAAAAUUGUUAUCUUCUAUGAUAUAACAAUAAGUAAAGAACAGUAUAAUUUAAAAUAACAACAGAGAUAUACAUUUCCCUUCUUUCACAAUGUAUUUUUUUUCUUGUUUAGAAGAUGGGAAAAGAAUCACGAAAUUAUGACAAAGAUGAGAUAAUGUAUUUUGUUUAUUUCCCUGUAGGAGAAAUUUUAAGAAAUUGAAUAGUUAAAUGCUCAAAAGAAAAUAUUUGAAACAUAGAUAGAAAGAAUAUGUAUAAUAGUUUCCUUCCUUAGAUAGUUCCCUACAAUAGUUUUGUGUUUAUUAUAUAAUGUAUCUUGUGUUCUCGUUUUCUCUUGAUUCUAUAUUGUUGUAUUUUAAUAACAUUCAAAAAAUUUUUAAAAAGAAAACAGUGGCCAACAGUAUCCUAAAUAUUCUCCAUAGCCACCAAUUUUCAGA
Messenger RNA from Sphaerodactylus townsendi, 1521 nucleotides. Its product is annotated as zinc finger protein 675-like. The coding region runs from base 1 to 693 and encodes 230 amino acids. NCBI's taxonomy places the organism in Eukaryota, Metazoa, Chordata, Lepidosauria, Squamata, Sphaerodactylidae. The transcript has a single exon. The record is from RefSeq and is a predicted model, not a curated record.